CUUGGACACCAUGCAUGCUUACGCAUCUUAGACACGACACCAAGGGUUAAAGGUCUCCUGGGAGCUUUGGGUUAUUUUGACCUACCUUCCUUAUUUCCUAUGAUCACAACUGUCAUCUAGAUCUUUUCUUUCAUCAAGGGAGCCUGGUGCCUAGCUCCCAUUGCCACAACAGGAUGAAAAGCUGGGUUAAGACCCUCGGUUUAUCGGCCUUUCUGGCAGUUCAAGCUUUUGCGAAUGAGGUGGAAUUGACACAGGAUGUAUCGCGCCGGUUGCAGUGUUCGGGCAUGUAUAGCCGCGAGGCUUGGGGAGGAAGAGUGGACCCAUUCAUAUUGACCAAAUUCGCUCAAUCGAAUACUGAAAAUGGCGAUCCCCUCGUCAGUCUAGUGAUCUUUGAGUGGAAUGAUGAGAAUCUAAUUGGGAGGCGUAUAUCCGAUGAUCCCGAAGAAAUCGUGUCAAUCUGCGAUGAAGGCAGCGUGCACGCCGAUCUUUGCAAGCAGGACCAAAUCGGCUCUUUCAUUCUAGCGGCGAACGCGACCGAAGUCUCUCAAUUCCCGAUAAUAUCUACAGCCAUACACCUAAACAAUCCGGAUGCUGUGAAUUACCCUAUAAAGAAGACAGGGUUCUACUGCGUUAGCACAUAUGGAUACUCUGGUGAGGAUUAUAGAGCCGUUGUGGAGUUUCGAAAUGCAUAUGGCGAGCUUCCUGCUGCCCAGAUCGCAAAGCUCCCUUUCUAUGGCGGCUUAACAAUUGUAUACGCGGUCAUCGGACUGUUUUGGGCUUUCCUUUACGUUCAAAACCGUCAUGAUAUUUUGCCCGUCCAAAACUAUAUCACUGCCAUCCUGGUUUUCCUUAUCGUUGAACAGUUGAUGACCUGGGGAUUUUACGAUUUUCAAAAUCGACACGGAUUAAAUAUCGGGGCAAAAGCUCUAAUGGUUAUUGUCGCUGUACUCAACGCCGCUCGCACUUCCUUCUCAUUUUUCCUCCUGCUCAUUGUUUGUAUGGGGUAUGGUGUUGUCAAGCCUUCCCUCGGCCGAACUAUGGUAUAUGUUCGCAUUCUUGCCAUCGGGCACUUUGUGUUCGCCGUGGUAUACGCAGUCGCAAGCCUGUCCAUUACACCCGAAGCUGCGGGUAUCUUGAUUCUAUUCAUCGAACUUCCUCUUGCUGCCACUCUAACUGGAUUUUAUGUGUGGACCUUGAGCUCGCUGAACGCAACCACGAAAGACCUCGUGGACAGGCAGCAGAAGACUAAGGCGAUGAUGUACAAGAAGCUGUGGUGGUGUCUCCUAGGCAGCAUCAUUGUGCUCUUUGGCUUUAUCUUUAUCAAUGCGCUCGCCUUCGCCAGUCGCAGCGAAUCUAACUUCCUUCCCGAACACUGGAAAAGCAGAUGGUUUGUGUUAGACGGGUGGCUUAGCAUCGUGUAUCUCUUCGAUCUGUCAUUUAUUGCCUACUUGUGGCGCCCCACUGCAAACAACAGGCGCUUCGCCAUGAGCGACGAGCUUGCGCAAGAUGAUGACGGGUUUGAAAUUCGCUCCUUCGGUGGGGCUUUGGAUGAAGAGGACGCCCUUGGUGGCCCGGAUGAGCCUUCCAUUAUUGAGUCGCAUCGUGAUCUCUCACCAGUCCCCCCCAAACCAGUUCCAUCAGCGGCACAACCCCGGGAGUCUCUUGACGGUGAAACUAUAUUCGCUGUUGGCGAGGACGGCGAUAAGUGGACUGACGAUGAGGAUGAGUCCCCUCGUAAUUCAAGCGAGAGACAGAGGCUUACUGGCAAGGGCUAGGGCUAGGGUUAUCUCUGUUAUCUGUUGAUUCUCCCGGUAGAGGUUUUUAUCUAAUGAACCACUAUGAGGUCAAGUGCUUCGAAUCACUUUGUACUGAUAUUGAUGCCCAAGAGCAUUCUUUUCCACAAUUUGCCGGGGGUACAGUAGGAAUUGGGUUCUUCGGUCCGGAUCACUUUUGGCAUAUGACGGCGUUUGUCCUAGGGUAUAUAGUCCCUUUUUUUGCUCUUGUUCUUCUCUUUUAAUGUUUCCAGAUCUUAUUUUUGGUGAUGAUGGAUGAAAUAUA
Messenger RNA from Aspergillus ochraceoroseus IBT 24754, 2058 nucleotides. RefSeq names its product putative integral membrane protein (Ptm1). The transcript is spliced from 7 exons. The record is from RefSeq and is a predicted model, not a curated record. Gene Ontology annotation, biological process: retrograde transport, endosome to Golgi. The coding region runs from base 174 to 1775 and encodes 533 amino acids. Gene Ontology annotation, cellular component: Golgi apparatus; membrane. NCBI's taxonomy places the organism in Eukaryota, Fungi, Ascomycota, Eurotiomycetes, Eurotiales, Aspergillaceae.